AUGCUCUGCAGUCGCUGCUUGCCUCUCACCGAGGACACCGUCACGUCUUGCUGCUCCUACACAGUCAGCUCUGGUCGCCGUGUGGGCAGCUUCAGCUCUUGCUCAGCAAAGACCCCGCAGAACCUGAACCACUUCCGGGCCAGCUCUGUCUCCUGCAGGAGUGGGCCCCGCUUCCAGGGUCUUAGCAGCUUUGACAGUCGGAGUGUCAUCAGGUUUGGAUCGUGCUCACCCCGGAUAGCAGCUGUUGGCCUCGGCUAUGGCUUCGGUGGCCCUGGCUUUGGCUAUCGAGUUGGAGGAGCUGGAGUGCCAGCAGCCCCAUCCAUCAGAGCAGUGACUGUUAACCAGAGCCUGCUGACCCCCCUCAGCCUGGAGAUUGACCCUAAUGCCCAGACGGUGAAGAAGGAUGAGAAGGAGCAAAUCAAGACCCUCAAUAACAAAUUUGCCUCCUUCAUCGACAAGGUGCAGUUCCUGGAACAGCAGAAUAAGCUCCUAGAGACCAAGUGGAACUUCCUCUAAGAGCAGAAAUGUGCCAGGAGCAACCUGGAGCCCCUCUUCGAGAACUACAUCACCAACCUGCGGAGGCAGCUGGACACAGUGAACAGCGAACAGGCCCAGCUGGAGGCUGAGAGGAACAGCAUGCAGGAUGUCCUUGAGGGUUUCAAGAAGAAGUAUGAAGAGGAGGUGGGACUCCGGGCCAGUGCUGAGAAUGAGUUUGUGGCUCUGAAGAAGGAUGUGGAUACAGCUUUUUUAAAUAAGUCUGAUCUAGAGGCCAGCGUGGAUACCUUAACUCAGGAUAUCGACUUCCUGAAAACCCUAUACAUGGCGGAAAUCCAGUUGCUGCAGUCACACAUCUCUGAGACAUCAGUCAUUGUGAAGAAGGACAGCAGCCAGGACCUGAACUUUGAUGGGAUCAUCGCCGAUAUCAAGGCCCAGUAUGAAGAGAUCGCCAGGCGCUGUUGGGCUGAUGCAGAGGCCUGGUACCAGACCAAGUAUGAGGAGAUGCGGGUGACAGCUGGUCAACACUGUGAGAACCUGCGUAACACUCGAGAUGAGAUCAAUGAGCUGACCCGCCUGAUCCAGAGGCUGAAGGCAGAGAUCGAGCACGCCAAGGCUCAGCACUGCAAGCUGGAGGCCGCUGUGGCCGAGGCAGAGCAGCGGGGCGAGGCAGCCCUCAGCGACGCCAAGUGCAAGCUGGCGGAGUUGGAGGCCGCCCUGCAGCAGGCCAAGCAGGACAUGGCACGGCAGCUGAAGGAGUACCAGGAGGUGAUGAACGUCAAGUUGGCCCUGGACAUCGAGAUCACCACCCAUAAGCGCCUGCUGGAGGGCGAGGAGAUCCGGAUCUAUGAAGGUGUUGGACCAGUAGACAUAUGGGAUGGCAAGGCUAAACGCAAGUCCCCUUGCUGCUGCUGUGGCUACAGCCGCCAAACAAAGCGCUCAGGGCCUGUGCUGGGCUCUGCAGGGUAG
Molecule: messenger RNA, 1464 nt
Organism: Physeter macrocephalus (sperm whale)
Lineage: Eukaryota; Metazoa; Chordata; Mammalia; Artiodactyla; Physeteridae
Gene: KRT84
Product: keratin 84
Exons: 10
Biological process (GO): intermediate filament organization; keratinization
Cellular component (GO): keratin filament
Molecular function (GO): structural constituent of skin epidermis
Source: RefSeq, a predicted model, not a curated record